GUUGCAUCUCGUGCAGAAAUAUGUAACAAACGCGGCGAUGUCUGUCUGCUAGAGAAGAGAUCUUUUUAUUUCAAAAGAUAUUUUACAACCGGCAUCAUAUCAUUAUUUGGUCGUAAUCAAGACCAAACUACAACAGUUAGUGUCUCAGCAAACCGGAAGUGCAAGGCUUUUGUGUCCAACAAAAGGCUGUGGAAUCGAAGAAGGCGGAAGUUCUCAAUCGCGUGGCAUGCAACCAUUUUACCGAAAUGGCAACGAGGGAAAGAGACGUAGUAGAGAGCGUGAGUUCAUUUUUCGAUUUUCUAAAAAGCAAUCCAUCACCUCGUCUCCAAUAAAUUGAAGAAAAGCUAACGUGUAUUGUUAAUUUGAGGCUGAACGAAGAAAGAGAAGAGCUAGAGUGGCCGGAUGACGGGGAAUUACUGGAUAUGGCCGGCCUUCAUUUAGACCACGAGGUCGACGAGGGUCGGCCAUGUCCAGGCGAUGCUCAACCAGUCCAAGAGCAAGCGCAGCCAGCGGCCCCCACCAAAGAAGAGGCGGCUGAACCAAACAGCAGCGCUAUCGUAACCCCUGCCGCGGGAGCAGCAGUGGAAAAGCAGACCUCGAAGGGCACGCGGGGCGGCCAGGGCGGUUGGUGGUCGCAGUCCCGCCAACGGGAGGCCCUGGCCACCCGAAUGAUUCUAAACCACGUCAAACCGAGCCAUCCCUACAAGGGUGGCAGGGGCAACGAUCAGAGAAGGGGGUCGUGGUGGUGGCCGCGGGGGGCGGGAUGGCAAGCAAAACGAUAA
Messenger RNA from Athalia rosae (coleseed sawfly), 782 nucleotides. RefSeq lists its product as uncharacterized. Bases 423 to 782 code for a protein of 119 amino acids. The record is from RefSeq and is a predicted model, not a curated record. The transcript has 3 exons. NCBI's taxonomy places the organism in Eukaryota, Metazoa, Arthropoda, Insecta, Hymenoptera, Athaliidae.